AUGUCGUCCAAGAUACGAGAGCUCUGUAAAGAUUUCUGSGGCUACAGCACUCURCAUGGUCURCAYUUCUUGUUCGAYUCGCCAUGGACUAUUCGUCGAGCCAUCUGGUCCUUACUGCUGCUUACUGCAACAUUUUGGUUUUUCUAUCAAGCUCAUGGGGCUCUCAUGAAAUGGAGGAAAUUUGAAGUUUACAUUACAACAAAAAUCAAACGCGAAAAGGACCUAGAUUUCCCAACGGUUACUGUAUGCAACAAGAAYAUGUUAAAAAAGAGCAAGAUAAUUGGGAAAGACGGACAGCUAUGGCUGGAUGGACAAAACAACCAGCUAAAAAAAGAAUGGCCAGAAAUUCACAGCAAAAUAAACGCUUCUUUCGACAUUGGAAAGGAACUACUUAUGAAUGGGCAUCGUGCACACGAUGUGAUCAAAGGAGUGAAGUUUGAUAACUCGUGYCCCGGGACACUUAACAUGACUACGACGACAUUUUUAACUGGGAUGUUUGGGUUAUGCCACACCAUUCAUAUCAAGAACAAGGUGCAUAAGCUUGGGGAGAGUUUUGGAUUGACCUUGAUGCUAGACUCUGAGCCCCACGAGUAUUAUGGGAAAAACAGCUGGGAUGGGAGUGGGUUUAGACUAAUGGUCCAUGAACCUGGCACUAUUCCAGAAAUGGACAAGUACGGUAUUGAUAUUCCUACUGGAUUUAAAACCAAUCUCAGAGUUCAAAAAAAGAAGAGAGUCCAUUUGCCUCAUCCUUACCCAGCCAAAUGCGGCACAAAGAAGCUCAAAAGUACAAAUGUUUACUCUGAAAACAGAUGCCGAGCGGAAGAAAAUUCUAACGUUAUAGGAGAAAAUUGUGGCUGUCGCAUGCUUGGAUUACCUGUUAUUAAGGAGGAAUAUAGMAGAUUCUGUAACAUUGUCGAAAUGAUGACAUGCGCAUACCCUACUUACUACAUGACGUUUACCAGCGAAUGUCCAGUGCAAUGUAGCAGCGUGACUUACGGAACCCACAGUUCACUGAUCGUCUUUCCUUCAAAGUCAGGGUUUCGCGAUUCACAGGAUAAAGUUAAGAAAAUUAGGGUUUGUGGUGUCACUCAUGAACUGGAGAGAGAGUUCAACAACUCAAGAAUUGACGACGAAUCAUACUUUGACUGGUUUAGAGGCAGAUAUGCUAUGGUCAAUGUUUUCUUUGCUUCAAAAGACGUUGCAGUAACACAAGAAAUGCCUGUCUUUGAUGCCUUAGAUUUUGCUGGAAACCUUGGUGGUAACAUGGGUCUUUACUUGGGAUGUAGUGUUUUGACACUGGUCGAGUUCGUUGAUUUGCUUGCAUUAGUCUUCAUCCAUUGUAUUGUAGUCCUGUAA
Exaiptasia diaphana is the source of this 1356-nucleotide messenger RNA. RefSeq names its product acid-sensing ion channel 1B-like. The coding region runs from base 1 to 1356 and encodes 451 amino acids. Gene Ontology annotation, biological process: sodium ion transmembrane transport. Gene Ontology annotation, cellular component: membrane. The record is from RefSeq and is a predicted model, not a curated record. The transcript is spliced from 9 exons. Gene Ontology annotation, molecular function: ligand-gated sodium channel activity. NCBI's taxonomy places the organism in Eukaryota, Metazoa, Cnidaria, Anthozoa, Actiniaria, Aiptasiidae.